Messenger RNA from Cooperia oncophora, 429 nucleotides. NCBI's taxonomy places the organism in Eukaryota, Metazoa, Nematoda, Chromadorea, Rhabditida, Trichostrongylidae. The record is from the annotation of a GenBank genome assembly.
AUGAUUCGCCGAGUUUAUAAACGCGAGGGUAUCAAGGGAUUUUAUAAGGGUGUUACUGCCUCAUAUGCAGGUGUAUCGGAAACAAUGAUACAGUUUGUUAUUUACGAACAUUUACGUGGCCUUCUUCUUCGUCACCAUCUCGCAGAAGGCGAUAAGGAGAAAAUGGACUUUUUGAAUUUCAUGGUGGCUGGAGGUUGUGCAAAGUUUAUUGCAUGUGUUAUUGCAUAUCCUCAUGAAGUGGUUCGGACAAGACUUCGAGAAGAAUCAUCUGUGAAGCGAGGAUUCUUCCGAACCCUCUACGAUCUGUACAAGGAGGGUGGUCGUGCUAUGUACCGCGGUUUAUCUGUUCAGCUGAUGCGUACGGUCCCAAAUACUGCAAUCACCAUGGGGACAUACGAAGUCGUCGUGUACAUGUUGCAUCAGCUGUGA